UAUUCAGUUAUUUACGUUCAUCUACGAGUUAAAAAUGGCUGACUAAAGUGAUAUAUCGAGUAUUUUGUGCAAAAAUGUCUUUUUCAACGAUGGAAUUUAUUAAAUCUAACGCUACUAAUGAAUUUAAAUUGAACUGUCUAAAUAUUAAAUCAAUUGUUGGUUUUAAAAUAAAAAGAAAACAACCUACUAGAUUAUUUAGAAAACACAACGCUUGGCACUGUUGUAAUAAACGGCCUUGGUCAUCCAAAAUAGAAGGUACAAGGACAAAAGUUUUCAACGUAUUUUGUUGUUGAUUCAAUAAUAUCAGAAUUAGAUUUAACGUUUAGUAAAAAUGGACAAUCCUCCUGGGAGAUAUUUACCAACAAAUUUCAAUAUUUUUGAUUUUUUUUUUGGAUCUCAACCAACACACUCAUUGGUCUAUAAUUCAAAUCAAAAUUUAAACGAUAAAAAAAUUUCUAAUAAUCUUGAAAAUUCAUAUUUUACUGGCACAACGAUGGUUAAUAAUUUAAUAAAUUCAAGCAAAAUGAAUCUUACCGAGGAUUCUAAACUUGAGUCAGAAAAAAGUAGUUCUGAUGAAAAAAAAAGUAACACUCGUGUUACAGGAAUGAUUGGCGGUGUAAUUGAUGCUUUAACAAACGUCGUAUCUAAAAUAACAAAUUUUACUUCAACGGUAAAUAGAUCCCUGUCUGUAACAGUAGUUCCACAGGAAAGUUUUCCAACAGAGUAUGUCGUAAGACCGCUGACUGAUGGUGAAAAUUUUACCACGGAUGAUUCAGCGCGGAUGAAUACUUCGAAGCGUUAUCAAAAUUACAUCAAAAGAUCGCAUACAAUAGAGGCUUUUAAUAAUUUAUCACAGAGAAUUUCUGAUGAUACUAAUAAUUAUAGUAUGUGGGGUGAUAACGCACAUGACUAUUACUAUCAUCAGCAGAUGAAUGCUUCUCUUUUAUACUCUCAGCACGCUCCUGAUGUACAAUUGGCUAUUGAAGAAAACUUCAAAGUAAAUAAGGAACAGUUUAAGCCAGCUCCUGAUUCCGUUCAACAGAUGGAUAAUAAUCAGCUAAACUCUCAAUAUAUUAAAGAUUUAGCUAUGGCUAUGGAGGAGAGCUUGAAGACCAUCAAGAUUAAUUAUAAACCUCGUGAUUCUGGAUUCACAAAAUCGAAAACAGAAAUGACAACAGUUACUGAUAAUAAUUUAUCUAAAUCAGACGAUGCUAUGAAAUCCGAUAAUGAUUGCGUAGAUUUGUCUGCUGAACAAAUCUUUGAAACGAAAUCUCGUCUACCGAAAAAACGUUCUAAUAAUAGAAACGCGGUUGCUCAGACUCUUGGAAAAAAUAGACGUAGAAUACCAUUGAGAAAAUCUACCACAGGCCAAAUGAAGCAUAGAAAAGAAAAAAGUAAGAAUAUUAUUUAUUCGGCUAUUCAAAAUGAUUUAAAUACCUGGGAGGGUACGGUAGUUGAUUCAUCGGACGAGUUAUGCAGUAUUAUUUCUUCAUCUGACGAAGAUGAAAACAGAGAUGACCAAAAAAAGUGUUCGCUCAAUUUUGAAAAUUAUAUUAUUGUAGAAAAAUGCGGAUUGGGAGACCCACCAAUUGAUAAUAUUAUUGAUACGUCUGCUAUUAAAGAUGUGAUUGAUGAAAAAUUAACGGAGAGCUUUAAUCAUUCCAACAAGCGUGUACCAGAGGAUUGUCAACAAAUCCAUUUACCUGAAAGUCCUGUUAAAUCUCAGGACUGUUUGGUUCAUUUUGAAGAUGAAGAGGAAGAAGAAACUGAUUCAGAAUCAGAGUCCGAAUCAGAAUCAGAAUCAGAGUCAGAAUCAGAAUCAUCUAGCGAAAGCGAAAGCGAAAUUGAUGAUGAUGAAGAUGACAUGGAUAUUAUUUUUGAUAAUGAUGAUGAUGAUGAUGAUAGUGAUAUUGUUUUUGAUCAUGAUGAUGUCGAUGGUUCUCAUCAUUUUUCUGACCAUGACUUUAUUAAAUUUGAAACAGAAAUACCUAGUACAACUAAUAAUUCAACUAAUACAAAGGUACGAUUUAAUCUAGAACCAACUGUUCACACAAUAAUAAAAUGGGACUUUGCAUACCGCGCAGCUCGUAAAGGACCUUGGGAACAGAUGGCUCGCGACAGAGAUCGUUUUCGAACAAGAAUUUGCUCCACCGGUCGAGUUAUUGAACCUGUGCUGGCAAUGAAACAUCGGGACUGUAUUUGGCGAGACCGAUUUGCUGCUACUGAUUAAUCACAUCACAAACAACACAUUCAAAAAUUAGAUUAUAGGAGAAAGAGGAUAAAAGACUAAUAAGACCAAGUCUUGGACUGCGUCUUCGGCUUGGGUGACAAUUAAUUGCUAUUGGUAGCGUUCACCAGUACGUUAUUUAAUGAUUGCGAAAUUUCUGCAUUGUCCUUAUUAGAACCUCAAUCAAUUGGAAUUUAGUUAAUUUUAUGUUAAGUAGCGAUUUUAGUUGUUUAUAAAUUAAUUACUCAAAAUUUCUACAUUAUUUAUUAAAAUAGAUCGAAUUUUAAAUGAAUAAAUUAUCCGUAUGUAAAUUUCAUUUAAAUUAUUAAGUAAUUUUUGUGUUAACUUUUUACUAUUCUCACGAGUUUGUACAUACGAGUCAAGAUACCAAAACAUAUUUACACUAAAAUCAAAGUUUUUAUUUAAAAACAAAAUGUGUAAAUUGUUGUUUGAAAUUAGAAAGUAAUAGUUAAUAUGAUAUUACUAAAUCGGCAAUAAUUAAACAAAGUAUUCAUCUUUUUAAUACGGUUAAUUACUAUCAUAAUUAUGUGGUAUUUUAAAUUAAUUCAUUA
Molecule: messenger RNA, 2799 nt
Organism: Cotesia glomerata
Lineage: Eukaryota; Metazoa; Arthropoda; Insecta; Hymenoptera; Braconidae
Gene: PPP1R15
Product: protein PFC0760c-like
Exons: 3
Coding region: 332-2230 (632 amino acids)
Biological process (GO): response to endoplasmic reticulum stress
Cellular component (GO): endoplasmic reticulum; protein phosphatase type 1 complex
Molecular function (GO): protein phosphatase regulator activity
Source: RefSeq, a predicted model, not a curated record